AUGCGGGUGUUGGGAGGACAGGUAAGCGUGGCUUACAAAGAUCUAUGUUUAUUUCCAGAUGUUCAACUGCCGGCAGGGUUUAAGAUGCCCAAGUUUGAUUUGUAUGAUGGGCACGGUGAUCCAGUGGCGCACUUGAGAUGUUUUUGUAGCAAAAUGAGGGGAGCUGGUGGGAAAGACGAGUUUCUAAUGGCCUAUUUCAGUCAGAGUCUGAGUGGUUCAGCGCUGGAGUGGUACACUCGGCAGGAUCAUGGAAGGUGGUAUACAUGGGAUGAUCUGGCACAAGCAUUCACUUGUCACUUCCAGUACAAUCUCGAGAUUAUUUUGGAUCGACUGUCCUUGACAAAGAUUGAGAAAAAGCACAAUGAAAGCUUCAGGGAGUAUGCCAAGUCCUUCAAUGAAGUGGUAAAGAUGGGCGGUAUGGUAGAAGAAGGGUUCAAGACAAACAAAAUCGUGAGCUAUUCGGCAAUUAAGGCAAUCACCCAGGCCAUUCAAAGUGGAACUGGGGGAGUAAUUGGAAAGAAGAAGAAAGAGGAUGUAGCAACGAUUGAUUCAGGAGCUUGGCUGAGACAAUUGGAUAUGCUGAGGCCGAUCGAGUCAAAGUUGCUAAAUCCUCCCCCGAGUUAUCUUGAUUAUUCUGUAAGUUGCGAAUAUUGUUCUGGUGCUCCGGGGCACGACACGGAGAAAUGCUGGCAAUUGAAAAAUGCUAUCCAAGAGCUCAUUGAUACAAAUCGGAUUGAAGUCCAAGCUCCGGAGGCACCCAACAUCAACCAGAACCCGCUGCCAGCCCAUCAAGAGAUAAACAUGAUCGAGCUA
Molecule: messenger RNA, 813 nt
Organism: Nicotiana attenuata
Lineage: Eukaryota; Viridiplantae; Streptophyta; Magnoliopsida; Solanales; Solanaceae
Exons: 3
Source: RefSeq, a predicted model, not a curated record